Messenger RNA from Harmonia axyridis, 1479 nucleotides. Its product is annotated as TBC1 domain family member 5 homolog A-like. The record is from RefSeq and is a predicted model, not a curated record. The transcript has a single exon. NCBI's taxonomy places the organism in Eukaryota, Metazoa, Arthropoda, Insecta, Coleoptera, Coccinellidae. Bases 380 to 1318 code for a protein of 312 amino acids.
UAACAGAUUCUCUUUUUGCAGAACUUUAUCAAUCUAGAAAUAGCGAUUGGGAGAUCCAUCGGAACAACGACCUUUGCAGUUUUUCGCUUCAUCGUCGAAAGAAUAUUGGAAAAAAUCCAGGUUACGUACGUAUCUAAUGAUGUUCCACCAAACCACUCGAUAUUUUUAUGCAAGUAUCGACACUUCGAAACUUAAGAAGUGUAUUUCCUACAUUAUAGCGUGAAAUUGUUUAAGCAGGAUAUCGGGAACAAUUUGAUCCAUUAAAGGUCGAAAAACAAUGACCUCUUUCAAUAUAAAAGCGAAGAAAUGCCAAAUGGAGUCAUUCAGUUCCAAUAUAUCGAAUUAAGAGUUACUCGUAUCUUAAACAAAAUCCUCCAAAAUGAUCUUCAAGUGUGCACCAUUUAUGCUAAUACUGCAUUGUGUAACACCGAUAUUCAUACGAUCGGGAAUUGACUUUGACGAAAAUUCUGGUCAAGUGCAACAAUCAAAUCUGUACGAUAAAAGAGGAGAAAAGGGCCACAGUGGAGUACAAGAAGCAGAAGGUUUCAACAAAGACAACCAACAGAAAAGUGUAAAUUCUCAAGACGCAUCGAAAUUCAGUGAGACAGAUGGUGUCAAAGUUGAACAUCUAAACCAAAACCAAUACGACAAGAAUAAUUACAACCAGAACACAGGGCAAGAAGAGAACGAAAUCAAGAAAAACGUCGGACAUCACAAAGGUCAUCAUAAAUCUGGUUUCCACAAUUCCUAUCACAAAGAUGAGUCGGGGAGCAAUUCUAGCUACUUCGAUAAUGCAAAUGAUGAAGGUAGUAAUUACGUUUAUGAUGGGAGAAGGAAAAAAUAUGACGGAUCAGGUUCAGAAAAAGCUCAAGGACAAAACUACAACAACCAACAAUACAAUCGGAAUCAAGGCCAACAAAACUUAUACGAUAACAGAGGCAACUUACGAAAUGACAGAGGUGAUCGAGGUUAUUACAACCAAAGACAACACUACGAUGACAGAGAGCAAUAUGCUAAAAAUUUGGCAGAUGGUCGAUACAACCAAGGUGUUUACUCAGCUCAUAACAAGUACUACAAUCGUCCUCAUUACACUCAAGCUUAUGAUCCCUAUUACUACGACAGAUAUCCAAGGUAUGUAGAAAAUGAAAGGAUUCAAACUACACCCCUGGGGCAUACCAUCAGAAUUUUAGAAGAUCCAAGAUAUGUUAACGAUGGCUACUCAACAAAUAGGCAUUAUCCUCGGUAUGAAGGACAUUAUAAUAAAUACUACGACGAUAGAUAUCAAGCUGUGAGGGCGCCAAAAAAUUAUUACUAUUGAGAAAGUAUUCGUCUAACUCAGGAAUUCCAAAUGCUGCCAACUUUGCCAUAAAAGGACGUGCUUUUCAUUAAGCUACAUUUUCUGUAAAUAAAUGAACAAUGCUUGAUUACUUACCUUAUUUAAUGGUAUUUCAUGUGGACAAGUUUGAUUUUAAUAAAGGA